AUGACUACAAUUGAAGUUAAAUCACGUUCAAGGAGCAUCAAGUCAUAUUCUUCCAAUGAAUUGACUCCAGAUUCAAAUGUUCAAGAAUUGAUCAAUGAAUUGAGUAAUGAUAACAAAAUCUCCGAACAUAGACUUAGAUUGACCAAAUUAGAAAAUGGUAAGCAAGUAGCUUUGAUUACACAUAAAACUUUUGUUGAUAAUGGAAUUCCUGAAUCUGCUGAAAAAAUUGAACUAUUUGUUAAAGAUUUGGGUCCUCAAAUUUCAUGGAGAACUGUUUUCUUGGUUGAAUAUUUUGGUCCAUUUAUUUUCCAUCCAUUGUUUUAUUAUGUUCAAUCUAUUUAUAACGUUUCAAAUUUCCCUCAUACUGAUACUCAAAAGUUGGCCUUUGCCAUGGUUCUUUUGCAUUUUUUGAAACGUGAACUCGAAACUAUUUAUGUUCACAAGUUUUCUAAUGCUACCAUGCCAGCAUUUAACAUUUUCAAGAAUUCUGGACAUUAUUGGAUUUUAUCUGGUUUUAAUUUGGCUUAUUUUGUUUAUGCACCAGCUAAGAAACUGGGAUUGUUGAAAUUUUUCUUCCAUGUUAAUCAAUUGCCAACCAGUUUUAAUAACUUACUUUUUGCCUUGUGGGUAUUUGCUGAAUUAUCCAAUUUGGUUACUCACCUUAAUUUGAGUGGUUUGAGAAAAGAAGAUACUAAAAAAUAUGUUAUUCCUUUCGGUUACGGUUUUGAUUGGGUUUCUUGUCCAAACUAUUUCUUUGAAUCCUUAUCUUGGUUUGCGUAUGCUUUGUUAGUUGGUAAUUGGUCAGCUUGGAUUUUCUUCUUUGUCAGUUCUGGUCAAAUGUGGCUUUGGGCUGUUAAGAAACACAAGAGAUAUUUGAAAACUUUUGGUGACGAUUACAAAAAAUUGAAGAGAAAGGUAUUUAUUCCAUUUGUUAUUUAG
Messenger RNA from Candida tropicalis MYA-3404, 939 nucleotides. Its product is annotated as trans-2-enoyl-CoA reductase (NADPH). Gene Ontology annotation, biological process: very long-chain fatty acid biosynthetic process. Gene Ontology annotation, molecular function: oxidoreductase activity, acting on the CH-CH group of donors. NCBI's taxonomy places the organism in Eukaryota, Fungi, Ascomycota, Pichiomycetes, Serinales, Debaryomycetaceae. The coding region runs from base 1 to 939 and encodes 312 amino acids. The record is from RefSeq and is a predicted model, not a curated record. The transcript has a single exon.